UUUGACCAGUUUCAGAAUGUGACUGUUCCAGAGAAACUGGAUUGUUUUAUAACCAGAUAUGCAGAGCACAUCCAUGAGAAGUGGUGUAUAGAAAAGUUUUCCAAUGGCUGGUCAUAUGGAGACCAGAUGUGUGAAAUCAGCAAGAACCAUCCACUCCUGAAACCAUACAAAAGCCUGUCUGAAAAGGAUAAAGAGACGUACUGCUGGCCCAUCAGAGAGUCUCUGAAGACCAUGCUUUCAUGGGGUUGGAGCAUUGACAGGAUCAGAGAGGGAGACUCUGUCAACCUUCACAACAAGCCCAGAAGGAUAUCACAGGCCAGUCAGCUUUCUUUUGAAGGAGCUUCAGCUUUCAGUCCAAGACCCACUGAUAUGAGUAAUGUGACAUUGUCCAGAGACUUGCAGUCAAUGGCAGAGCUGCUUGCAGAGAAUUAUCAUAAUAUCUGGGCCAGGAAAAAGAAACUGGAGCUGGAAGCCAGAGGUGGAGGAAACCACCCACUGAUGGUUCCUUACGACACAUUGACUGCCACACACAUUGUUUUACUUUAUUGUUUUUAACUUAUUUACUGUGCAGCACUUUGGUCCUGUGCUGGGUAUUUUAAAGUGCUAUGUAUCAUUAAGUUGUAUUGGAUUUGAGUACAAUUAGAGGAUGCAAAGGUUUCUAGCACUUUUCUGUGGGGUGGCUGUUAGGAUUGAUAUUUUUUACAUUGUCAUUUGUGUUUAGAAACAUAUAAUCAUUUGUUUGCUGAUAAAAUAUCUUAUCCUUAUUAGGUCUGUUAAGAUUCUGUGUGCACUUGUGUACCAUGAGAUGAGAGGAAGCAGCCUCGACGUUAUAAUUUCCAUUAUAGCUUUAGAAACCAGACUGUUCUGUUUCUUAAAGUGCAAGACCUUUCACACCUUUAAAUGACCUAUCGCAAGUUCCUGUUUUUAUAGUUUAGCAAGACGCUUACUUCUGCUUUUCUGCAUACCUCAUACACACAGUUUAAGUUCAUUGAAAGGUCGUAUGUCUAUGUAUGGUAUGUAUGGUUGGUUAAUUGUGCAUCUGUUUGUUAACCACACUGUAAAUAAACGCAUU
This is a messenger RNA of Pelmatolapia mariae (spotted tilapia), 1072 nucleotides long. RefSeq names its product ryanodine receptor 2-like. Bases 127 to 555 code for a protein of 142 amino acids. Gene Ontology annotation, molecular function: ryanodine-sensitive calcium-release channel activity. Gene Ontology annotation, biological process: striated muscle contraction; release of sequestered calcium ion into cytosol by sarcoplasmic reticulum. The record is from RefSeq and is a predicted model, not a curated record. Gene Ontology annotation, cellular component: Z disc; sarcoplasmic reticulum membrane; smooth endoplasmic reticulum. The transcript has 7 exons. NCBI's taxonomy places the organism in Eukaryota, Metazoa, Chordata, Actinopteri, Cichliformes, Cichlidae.